CGAAAAGUAUCGAUUCGGAAAAACCAAACAAAAAAGUCUUUUCUGCUCUGAAAUAUCAAUCGAAAGUUUUGCAUUCAAAAUUUCUAGCAAAAAUGGUCGUGACGUCUUUUUAUCAUAGUCACCAGGCUAUCGGAUUUUGCCAAUGCUGGCGACCCGAGGUGAACAACUGUGGCCCGGAUGAAGAUGAUAGGAGUUACUUCGAGACCGAUAUCGAUGACAUCGCCAAUAGCUUGAUGAGAGUGAUGUGCAUCUGUCGAUUGCGUCCGUGGGAGGUGAAACUGACCAAGGAUGUGAUCAAGCGCUCCUUUCGCCACUAUGAGGAGCUGCGCUAUCGGGUGGAUCGGGUGCCGAGGAAACGCUUCAACAAGGAGAACUUCCUGCACGAUGUGGGCGUCGAGGCGGGCAUGAAUCGCAUGGACGGCCAGCUGGCCUAUGGGAUUACAAAGCGUGCCUUUCGUGCCUAUUUUCAUGGCACGGGGGAGAAUGGCCUGCGGGUCCAGGCACUGGCCGAGCAACUGAAGCAUCGCGAAGAGUGCAUGUGGUUGCAUGCCGCCAAGCGUACGGCAGAGAUCUUUGCUGCCUAUGCGGGUCUGAUGUACUCGGAGCAGAUGCAGUACGAGAAGUGCAUCGAGUGUGUCUACAAGGCGCUCUACGAGGAGCUACUCUCACGAUUCCGAUAUGUGGACACCUGCAACUGCAAUCCACCAGAAAAGUCACAGUCGACUGUAGGGGAUGAGAAAAAGGCAGUGCAUAAAGCAGCAUUGGAUGGGUUACCGAAUAAUACAAUAAAUACAACAAGCACUGCGAUCACCACCGAGCUCUUCUUCAAUAAGCUCUCGAUGGACGUCAGCAAAGCCACCUCAGGCAGCUCUAUGCGCGCCGAGUACUAUGUGGUUGCGCAAGCCGAAUCCGUUCGUUCAUUCGGGGAGAGAAGGCUGAGAGAAGCCCAAAUUUCCAAGACCACAUCCAGUAAGGGUGCAAGUGAGCGGAAGAGGAAGAAGCAGAAGCUUGUGAAAUGCGACUGUCGCCAAAUGGUAUGUGGACUGGAGCGAUUGUCGCCGGUGAUUACGGCCGAAUGCAGUCAGGGUCCCUACAUCUGCCGCUGGUUGCCCUACAACGAGAAGGAGGAGCAGUUCCUGGAGCAUCGUGUACCCUGCCCGCCCAUGGAUGUGCUCUGCCCUCCCUGCGAGCAUGAGGAGCGCUCGUGCGAUGAGGAGUGCACCUGCACCUGCCAACUGUGUCGCUGUCCAUUUGCCUAUGGCGAAGAUGAUGUCGAGGAGGAGCAUGCCGAGAAGCUCUCCAACUCUGGAGUGGAGGAUCGAGACACAGAUUAUUGCUGGCUGGCUCCAUUGCGCGACUUUCCCCGAUCGGAAACAGUGUCUGAAUCCUCUGAGGCAACCGUGGAGCAGGAGGAGGAGGAGGACAUAGUCGACCCCGAUGCGUGUGUUUGCAUGUGUGAAUACAAGCGGCGCAGUCAGCCACAUCUCUUCACCUAUCUGGCCCCAUUCAAGGAUGAAAAGUCCAUACCAGUCGUAGAAGAGCCAGUUGAAACAGUCAAACGCCAAGGACCACCUUGUGGCAUCUCCUGGGCCACCUAUCGCUGCUGGAAUGAGCCCACAAACCCCGCCGACGAGCAGCAACUAGCUCGGCAAUGUAGAGAAUGUCCCUACAUCUCAUUGCUAAGUGCUCCGCAAAAUGUGCCACAGAAUCCACCAAAAGUGGCUGGCAUAACCCUCGAUAUCACGGUGAAGACUCAACACUAUCCCUCACCACAGAGCCAGCGGCAGUCCAAGGUAAAGUCGUCCAAGGCGGGCAGAUCCUCAGUCAUUGUCAAGAGGAACACAAUUGCCGGUCUCGAAAUGGACAUGAAAACCUUGGAAAAUCAAAAACCCAAUCAGCCAGCAGCAAAAAGUACACCUCCAGCAACAGCAGCAGGAGCAAGAGUUUCAACUGCAGCUCCUAAGACUGCUGCCACUCUCCGCCCUGCCCCCGCCGCAGCAUCCGUUCCUGCAGCUGCUGCAACCCGUGCCACUUCGCAAGAUGAUGACAAAUUAACCAAAGAGGAUAUAUUAGAAAUGUUUGGCUUGAAUAAGUAAAUCGAUUAAAAUGAAGUUUUCAAUUUUGUAAGGUAAAAUCUAAUUUAAUAUUUGUAAGUCUCCAUCCGUAAUUUGUGUGUCUGCAAUUAAAUAAAUCGAUUCACUGAA
Molecule: messenger RNA, 2204 nt
Organism: Drosophila grimshawi
Lineage: Eukaryota; Metazoa; Arthropoda; Insecta; Diptera; Drosophilidae
Exons: 1
Coding region: 93-2096 (667 amino acids)
Source: RefSeq, a predicted model, not a curated record